This is a messenger RNA of Amphiprion ocellaris (clown anemonefish), 1549 nucleotides long. It is a transcript of the gene trmt10a, whose product is annotated as tRNA methyltransferase 10A. The coding region runs from base 258 to 1190 and encodes 310 amino acids. The transcript is spliced from 7 exons. Lineage: Eukaryota; Metazoa; Chordata; Actinopteri; Pomacentridae. The record is from RefSeq and is a predicted model, not a curated record. Gene Ontology annotation, cellular component: nucleoplasm; nucleus; cytosol. Gene Ontology annotation, molecular function: tRNA binding. Gene Ontology annotation, biological process: tRNA N1-guanine methylation.
AAAUGACGUCACGUAUGUGCCAAAAUACAACAUGUGGAAAUGUGUAGCUGAGUUUAGCAGCCUUAGUUUGUUGUUUUAGUUUGACUUUCUGUCUGAGUUUGACUAUCUGAGCGAUGACACGCUUUGAAAAGGUUUAGUUUUCCGUGACUUUAUAAAGCGAAGCGUUUUAAUUGGCUGCUAAAUGCCGCCGGUUAGCUCCGUGCUAACAGCAGCGGCUAGUUGACGUUAGCAGCCGGACUUCAGUCAGCUCUGCACGGAUGGCCGAAGACAGCGUGAAAAGUGAGGCUCCGGCCCAGCAGAAGAAUGAAAACGGAGAGAAUAAAAGCAGUCAGAAGGCUGUGAGCAGCAACGGAGAAGCUGAGAACCAAACUCUGUCCAAGAGGCAAAGAAAGAAGCUUCUGAAGCAGCAGAAGUGGGAAGACGAGAGGGAGCUCCGAAAGCAGAGACGAAAGGAGAGGAAGCAGCAGCGUCGGCUCCAGAGGCAGGACGAUGAGGGAGGAGACGGCCAGAGUUUUAGGAAACGUCCACGCAGAGAGGUGACGCCGAGCUCUCUGAGGAUGGUGGUGGACUGCAGCUUUGAUGAUCUCAUGCUGAUCAAGGAUGUCCGGAAGCUUCACAAACAGAUCCAGCGGUGCUACGCUGAGAACCGACGAGCCUUACAUCCGGUGCAGUUUUAUCUCACUAGUCUGGGAGGGCAGCUGAAGCAGAGCAUGGAUGAAAAGGAUAAAGGAUGGGUCAACUGGAAGGAUAUCAGCAUUAAAACAGAACACUACUCUGAAGUUGUGGCCAAAGAGGACUUGGUGUAUCUGACCUCAGACUCUCCCAACGUGCUGGAGGAGCUGGACCAAAAGAAGGCCUACGUGAUCGGAGGUCUGGUGGACCACAACCACCACAAGGGAAUCACCUUCGAGAGGGCGAAGGAGCUCGGCAUCGAACACGCACAGCUUCCUCUGAGCAGCUUCAUCAAAAUGAACAGUCGGAAGGUUCUGGCAGUGAACCACGUGUUUGAGAUCAUCCUGGCCUAUCUGGAGAAGGGCAGCUGGCAGGAGGCCUUCGUCACCGUCCUGCCUCAGAGGAAAGGAGCUGUGGCCGUGGACCAGGACGGAACCAACGCUCAGGAGAAAGAGGAGGAAGACUCGGAUUCUGACUCUGAACCCGACGCCACAGAGCAACUGGAGAAAAGAGCUUAACAAACAAAUGGACAACUCCCAUAGCUCAUGCUGUGGGAAAAUAGUCAGAUAUAUCGAUGCUACAGCUGUGUUUGAAACAGCAAAAUUUCAGUUUAUGACCGUUUCAGACUUUUAGUUUUUUACUAGAUAUUUAUUGAAAUAUUUGACUCAUAAGUUAAUUUGACUGCUGAUGAAUGUUUUGCUUCAUAUGGUUGUUUUUACAUCCAGCAGCAUCAUUUUUACGGAUUUUUUUUUGUUUGGAGCUGAAGUUGAAGUUGUGCCAAAUGGAGUUCUAAGAAUAUAAAGACAAUGUUUAACUAUAUUUGUUCCUGAGACAUUGUGGGAUUUUGAGACACAACAUUAAAAAAGAAGAAAGUUGA